Vavraia culicis subsp. floridensis is the source of this 586-nucleotide messenger RNA. RefSeq lists its product as uncharacterized. Bases 1 to 534 code for a protein of 177 amino acids. The record is from RefSeq and is a predicted model, not a curated record. NCBI's taxonomy places the organism in Eukaryota, Fungi, Microsporidia, Pleistophoridae. The transcript has a single exon.
AUGUAUAAAAGCAUAUUACACAACGAAUCCAUGAAUUACAAGAAGGUGUCAACCUAUGCAUUCCUUUCGCUCUCUCUUCUCGUCUUUAUAGGCACCAUCAUCCUGUUAAUUAUAUCGUGUAGGCAGGAUAAAAUAUUCGAACGGGGACAGACGCGCACCUUUUACAGAGCAAAGAAUAACAAGAUAAACUUGGAGAUGACAAAGGAAGAUUUUUAUACCGAAACAUCUACCAUGCUACUGUUUAACGCAUCUAAAGAUACGUUCGUCUUCAUAUACAAUGACAACCAGAUUAAAAUACUGUCGAGAGAUGAGUUAGAAAUGUUUUCAGAUGAGUUUUUGAAGAAGAGAGUAUCUCCUUUCGCAGAAAUAUUGUUGAAGUACAUUGAGUUGAGCAGGAUUAUUUCGUUACCAAUACUCAGAUUCGAAAAAACGAUGGGAAAGCUUAUCAUCAACAACCGAGAUUAUACGCACGACCUGGCUAGUUAUAGCAAUUUCUGUAUAAGUUUCCUAGCAAAUUCAGAACAAGAUAAGUAAAUGGUGGUGUGCGGUCAAAUAAAGAUGAUGUGUCUGUAGAUCAGAUGUUAUA